Messenger RNA from Carya illinoinensis, 1493 nucleotides. Its product is annotated as probable protein S-acyltransferase 14. NCBI's taxonomy places the organism in Eukaryota, Viridiplantae, Streptophyta, Magnoliopsida, Fagales, Juglandaceae. The record is from RefSeq and is a predicted model, not a curated record. Gene Ontology annotation, biological process: peptidyl-L-cysteine S-palmitoylation; protein targeting to membrane. Gene Ontology annotation, cellular component: endoplasmic reticulum; Golgi apparatus. Bases 127 to 1098 code for a protein of 323 amino acids. Gene Ontology annotation, molecular function: protein-cysteine S-palmitoyltransferase activity. The transcript has 7 exons.
GGGUAAUGAUGUUUGGAUCUAGAUCAAAAGUCCGAGCUCCCGGAUCGAUAUUCAACUCCGACCGAACGACAUACAAACGAUCUCCAUUCACGAUUAUACCAUCAAUCCCUCUCUGCUGUCCACACUAUGCAAAGGUCGGGAGCAGCAAUGGCUUGGAACGUGUUCAAGUUCUGUACGGCCCUGCGUGGUCUCGGCUCCAUCAUGAUCCUCCUGGUCCUCGCCAUAGUCGGGGUCUCCUAUUACACUAUUGUCAUAGCCAUUUAUGGCCCAGCUCUCUUCCAGACCGGCCUUCCUGAUUCUCUCGCUGCUCUCGCCGUCUUGUUCUUGUUUCAUUUUCUGUUGGGGAUGCUAUUAUGGAGCUACUUUUCUGUUGUUCUAACGAAUCCGGGCAGUGUUCCUCCGAAUUGGAGGCCAGUAAUGGAUGAGGAGAAAGGAGACAUGGAUCCACUGAUGUCAUCAGAAUAUGAGGGCCCAGGUUUAGGCUCAAACCGGUCAACUAUGAACCCAGCCAACCCAAGAAUAAGGUUUUGUCGAAAGUGCAAUCAAGUUAAACCACCUCGUUGCCAUCACUGUUCUGUUUGUGCGAGGUGCGUACUGAAAAUGGACCAUCAUUGUGUUUGGGUCGUGAAUUGUGUUGGGGCGUUGAACUACAAGUACUUCUUUCUUUUCUUGUUUUACACAUUUCUUGAGACAAUUCUUGUUACUUUAUCAUUACUGCCGUAUUUUGUCAAGUUUUUCACCGAUGGUGAGAUACCUGGAACACCUGGCACCCUUGCAGCCACGUUGAUCACAUUCAUUUUGAACUUAUCCUUUGCACUGAGUGUUCUUGGCUUUCUGAUUAUGCACAUAUCAUUGAUUGCUGCAAAUACCACCACAAUUGAGGCAUAUGAGAAGAAAACAACUCGUGAAUGGCGUUAUGACCUUGGAUGGAAGGAAAACUUUCAGCAGGUUACCUCCUUUGUGGUGUGGGUGCUUGGGAGGGAUAAGAAAUACUGGUUAAUCCCUGCAUAUUCAGACGAGGAUCUGAGACUGAUGCCAGCACUUCAGGGUCUUGAAUAUCCAACAAGGCCUGACUUGGAUGUGCUUCGGGGUUUCUAGCAAUAGUUGACCAGGACAGUUGGUUGCAGUUUUUUUCACACGCAGUCUCUGCAACCGGAAGGAAGGGAAUAUCAUUCGAGUAUGGCCUGGAAUUUAUGCCUAGAGACAGCAGCAAUGGAAUCAUCAAAAUGGUAUAAGCUUCAGCCUUGGACAUAUAUUACCUGGAUGUUUUAAAGGAGUGAUUGAAUCCGCAAACUUGGACGGCCAAUGUCGAUGAUGACUUUCUUGUAUUCACACGUAGAUUCUACCCGCUGGAGGUUGUGUAUAUGUCAUCUUCACGAUAUUUGUUAUCAUUUACACGAUAAACGUCUUACGUUCGAGCAUGCACAUUCUUACUGAUUGUUGAUCCCAUGAAUGAAAUCUGGUUUUCACCAUGAUCUGUUGAUCAUGGAUUA